AUGCACACACCAACAACAACUUCUCCAUUCUCCGAUGCCUUACAUCCGUUGAGACCUAUUUUCCGGUACCACUGAACGCGUUUGUUAACCUAACAUAUUCAAUGGCCGACGACGACGACGACGUCGUUCCAAUAACAUUCAAAACACUCGUCAAAACCGCCGAUAAGAAGUUCUCGAAGGUUCGCGAUAUUCCGGCACACAUUCGUGCACCAAACCACUACUUCUCAACCGUAUUCAAAGCGUACACGAAGCUCUGGAAGUUUCAGCAACAAAACCGGUCGAAAUUAACCGAUUCAGGACUGCAGCGUUGGGAGAUCGGUGAGAUCGCUUCACGAAUCGGCCAGCUUUACUUUAUGCAGUAUAUGAGGACGAGUGAAGUUAGGUUUUUGAUCGAAUCGUAUAUUUUCUAUGAGGCUGUGUUGAAUAGAGGUUAUUUUGAUGCAUCGCAUUGUAAGGUGAAGGAUCGAGGGCUUAGGUUUAAGGAGUUACGGUUUUACGCUAGGUUUUUGCAGGUUUCGUUGAUUUUGAACCGGUGGGAGAUGGUGACGCAUCUUUUGGAUCGGUUUAGGGCACUUGUUGAUGAUAGUAAUAAAACUUUUGGGGAAACUAGCUUUAAAGAAUGGAACAUAGUUAUGCAAGAAAUGGCCCGGUUUAUGAAAGUUGAUGCAGCCAUUACAAACAUGAGGCCUUUACGGUACUGUUUCAUGUUUGAUUCUUAUCCAAAUUCACUGAAGUAUGUUGCACGUUUCCAUGCAAGAAAGGUUCUGAAGUUGCGAGAUGCAUUGCUGAUGAGCUAUCACCGAAAUGAGGUUAAGUUUGGAGAACUUACAAUAGAUACAUUCAGAAUGCUGCAGUGCUUAGAAUGGGAACCAAGUGAAGAGUUAUACCAAAAACAACCUGUUGAUUCUCGUGGGAAUGCUGGGUUGACUAAUCAGUCUUAUUCUUCUGGAUUAAUUGAUAUAAAUUUGGUGGCAGAUAUGAUGGAUCCAUCUUUGCCUCCAAAUCCUAAAAAAGCUCUUCUUUAUCGACCAUCUGUAACACAACUAGUAUCCGUUAUGGCUACAAUGUGUGAUGGGCUUCCUCCAGAUAGUGUUAUGCUUAUAUACAUAGCAGCCUCAGGGAAUUCUGGUCAAAGUCAAACCAGUGUUACACAGAGGCAAAAUAAUCAAAGUGCAAGGACAUCUAAUGUUAGUGAGAGCAAUAAUUUGAUUCCUCAAAAUAAUUUUAAUGAAAAGGAAAGCUCCAGUCAUCCCUUUGAAAGCUCUCUGUGGUUAGGUCCUUCAAGAACUGUAGGUUCAAACGACCUCUACCCCGGGGAUCUAAUCCCUUUCACUAGAAAACCAGCACUUUUUAUUAUCGAUAGCAACAACAGCCAUGCAUUCAAGGUUUUACAUGGUGCCGAAAGGGGGGAACCAGCUGCUUUGUUUCUUUCUCCUUCAAGACCAACAUUCAAGAGUCCGUUAGGUGAUGUCACCCAAUAUGGAAGUCAAUUCACCUUGUUUCUUACCGCACCGUUGCUGGCAUGCUGCCAAAUGCUUGGACUCACAUAUUCUGAUGUUGAUGCAAUGGAAGAGGCUCAUAGUAUUGUUUCAACUGCUUUCUCAGAGUGGGAAGUGAUUCUUUGUACCUCAACUGCCCUUGAUCUAGUGUGGGCCCAGGUUUUAUCGGAACCUUUGUUACGUCGGCUUAUCCUUAGAUUUAUAUUUUGCCGGUGUUUGCUUACGCUAUACCAGCAUGAGGAAGGUAAGGAUCUUUAUGUACCUGUUUGUCUGCCUCAACUUCCAGAUUCCGUGUCUCCACACUCGAGAGUCGUACAGUCAGCCGCCAUCGCAUUAACAAAGCAUCUAAAGGUUUCACAUUGUUUUCGGUUUGACAACUUAUAGCCAUAAGUAGGACCAGAAUGUAAAUCCUUUUUUUUUGAACUGGGUGUGUUUUGUUAAAGCUUAAAAAGAGUGGGGAGUAUAUAUUUCCAACACUUAGGUGAGAUUUGUCUUAAUUAUUUGGCUUGGUAGUUUCUGAUGUAAGGUGUGUAUAGGUUUAAUGUUGGUAGUGGAAAAUAAGUGAUGCUGUCAUGGCCUAUGCAAUACGAAUUUGGGUAUUUUAUAUCUAAAUUAAACCUCUUGAAUCUCGUGAGGUUUCUGA
Messenger RNA from Helianthus annuus (common sunflower), 2142 nucleotides. Its product is annotated as protein SCAI. Gene Ontology annotation, cellular component: nucleus. Gene Ontology annotation, biological process: DNA-templated transcription. Gene Ontology annotation, molecular function: transcription corepressor activity. The record is from RefSeq and is a predicted model, not a curated record. NCBI's taxonomy places the organism in Eukaryota, Viridiplantae, Streptophyta, Magnoliopsida, Asterales, Asteraceae. The transcript is spliced from 9 exons. Bases 102 to 1883 code for a protein of 593 amino acids.